Paramecium octaurelia is the source of this 933-nucleotide messenger RNA. NCBI's taxonomy places the organism in Eukaryota, Ciliophora, Oligohymenophorea, Peniculida, Parameciidae. The record is from the annotation of a GenBank genome assembly.
AUGGUGUAUUUGUGUUAAUUUAAGAAUGAAAUACCAUUAUUUGCAUUAAAAAUAAUGACAAGAGCUAAUAUCAAGUAGUUUGGAAUAGCAAAACAUGUUGCAAAUGAGAGAAGAGUGCAAUCUAUUUUGGAUCACCCUUUCAUUAUGCAUUUCUAUAGAUCGUUCAAAGAUGAAAACAACAUUUACUUGCUGAAUGAAUAUAUUCCUGGAAUUGAAUUAUUUGAUGCUAUUAGAGACAUAGGUUUAUUAAAUAAAAACGAUUCAUAGUUUUAUAUUUCAUAGAUGAUAUUGCAAACAGAAUAUUUACAUACAGUUCAUUAAGUUAUGUAUAGAGAUUACAAACCUGAAAAUCUGAUUGUUGAUGAUACAGGUUAUUUGAAAUUAAUUGACUUUGGAACUGCUAAAUUAAAUCAACCAGGAUAGAAAACAUUCACUAUAAUUGGAACUCCACAUUAUAUGGCACCAGAAGUUAUUAGUGGAAAAGGGUAUAAUUAGAUGGUUGAUUUAUGGAGUGUGGGAAUUAUACUCUAUGAAUUCGUUUGUGGAGGAUUGCCUUUUGGAGAAGAUGCAGAAGAUCCUUUUGAGAUUUAUAAGGAAAUUACCAAGAAGCCUUUAUCCUAUCCUUCCUAUAUGUCCGAUAAGACUGUCAAGAUUUUCAUUGAAUAAUUACUCAGUCGAAUACCAGAACUUCGUUUGGGAGGAUCAUAUUAGACUUUGAAGUAACAUGCAUGGUUUAAGGAUUUUCAAUGGGAUGUAUUGAUUGCUAAGAAACUCAAACCAGCUUAUAAACCAGCAACUAAUAAGAUAGUAACGAAUGGAUAAGCUUAAGUGAUGAAAAAGAUACCAAUAUUAGAAUAAAUGCUUAAAGAUGUGUAAUACUUCAAAAAAACAUAACCCAAUCCCAAAGAUAGUGAAUGGGAUUAUGAAUUUUGA